AAAAAAAGAAAGAAACGAAAAGAAAAGAAAAUUCAGGGGGAACUUAAUUACGCCGCUCGCUCCAAAAAAGGUGAAGCAACGAAGGGGAAAAAAUGAAGAAAAGGCGAAUCCCUAAAUCCGUUGCUUCCUCAUUUACUAUUCUCCCUUUUGUUGCCGAUUUCCUUUCCCCCUUUAUUUUGUCUUCGUUUUGGGGGAAAGGACCUGCCGCCCCUCGGAAAUAGUGGGAGCAAGGGGAAGAAAAAGAGGGGAAGAGGGUUUUCGUUUUCUUCGACAGAUUUUUAGGUCUAGGGUCUGAUCACCGGCCGGCCGGCGGUUUUCCGGCGAUAGCAGUCGGAUAGGCUCGAAAUGGCGGAGGAGGAGGCGAAGCAGCGGGAGGUGGAGGUGGUCAAGAGCGGGGAGCUCCUCUUCUGCGGGGGUACGAAUUGGGACGCGAUGGGCCGGAAGAAGGACGCCACCAGCUCCGCGAACCUGGUGUCGCCAACGAGGCUCAGGCCGUUGCUCGGGGUCAACAUUUGCUUCGUUGCGUCCGGAUGCGCUUCCUGUCACUGUGUUGCUUUGGAUGUCCAUGGACGUUGUUACACAUGGGGCAGGAAUGAGAAGGGACAGUUGGGGCAUGGGGAUCUCAUUCAGCGUGAUAGGCCCACUGUAGUAUCUGAACUUUCUAAAUAUAAAAUUAUUAAAGCUGGUGCUGGGAGGAACCAUACUGUGGUGGUCACUGAACAUGGCGAUUCAUUUUCUUUUGGUUGGAAUAAGCAUGGGCAAUUAGGGUCAGGUUCCACAAAAAAUGAAAUUGAGACGUCUCCUGUUCGCUGUCUUGCUUCUCAAGUGACAAAUGCUGUUUGUGGGGCUGACUUCACAGUGUGGCUUUCUUCAAUUCAAGGAUCAACCAUACUAACUGCUGGCCUUCCUCAGUAUGGACAGCUUGGCCAUGGGACUGACAAUGAGUACAAUUUGAAGGAUGCAUCAGUUAGACUUGCUUAUGAACCACAGCCUCGUCCACGAGCUAUAGCUUCACUUGCUCAGAAAACCAUUGUAAAAGUUGCAUGUGGGACAAAUCACACAGUUGCAGUUGAUUCAAAUGGCUGUGUUUACACGUGGGGAUUCGGUGGAUAUGGAAGGUUGGGACACAGGGAGCCGAAGGAUGAAUGGAUUCCUCGCCUUGUUGAAACUUUUCAAAGACAGAAUGUACUACCUCCCAAUGCUGUUGUUUCAGCUGGUGCUGCUAAUUCUGCAUGUACUGCUGGUGGAGGGCAGUUGUACAUGUGGGGCAAGCUGAAGGUUACUGGUGAUGAGUGGAUGUAUCCCAAGCCUCUUAUGGACCUGAGCGGCUGGAACAUUCGCUGCAUGGACUCGGGAAACCUGCACCACUUUUGUGGUGCUGAUGAAUCCUGCAUAAGUUGGGGAAAUGCCCAAUCUGGGGAGCUGGGUUAUGGACCAAUGGGCCAAAAAUCCUCUGCAAACCCCAAGAAGGUUGACAUUUUAGAGGGAAUGCAUGUUAUUGAUGUUGCUUGUGGCAUGGGUCAUUCUUUGAUUGUAGUAGAUAGAGAAAAUGUUGCAGAUCGGUUGGAUCAGCUGGAAAUUUACGAUGGUGAGACACCCAGCGAAGCUGAAGCUGAAACAAUUGCAAGCAAAGAACUGUCAACCAAAAAAACUGCUAAAAAGGCUCUUGCAAGCACUGCUGGCAAGUCCAAGAAACGGGAGAAGGCCAAAGAUGAUUCAGAUGCUGAAGAUGAGGAAAGUAAUGAUGGUGCCAGUGAUGAUGAGAAUGGCUCAGUUGAUGGCAAGGCAAAGAAGUCACGCCGGGGUAACACUUCAAGUCGAGGGCGUGGAAGGACUCCAUCAAAGGCUUCAGUCGAGAAGAAAAGCUCUGGGCGAAGCCAGGGUCAUGGUAGAUCUGCCAAGAGAGGUAGGGCCAGAAAGUGAUGGCCCUGUAAGCCGAAUGUAGUUUUUUAAUUACUUUGAUCUUACUGCUAGCAUUCUCUUUUUCUUCAUCCUCUUUUUAUUUUCUCAUUUUGGUUAUUUUUGCAUCAAGAUGCUACUGCAUUUGGUCAUUUAUUGGAAUUUAUCUAAUGUAAUUUAUUCCUUUGUCUUCA
Molecule: messenger RNA, 2093 nt
Organism: Nymphaea colorata (pocket water lily)
Lineage: Eukaryota; Viridiplantae; Streptophyta; Magnoliopsida; Nymphaeales; Nymphaeaceae
Exons: 16
Coding region: 346-1923 (525 amino acids)
Source: RefSeq, a predicted model, not a curated record